AGUUCGAGACUUCGGAUUCGGAUUCAGUCGAACUCUAACGGCGCUCGCAUUCGGACGCGUUUUGAAAACUUGCUCUUAGCUUCCCAGAGAAUUGUUUGAUUCUUAUAUUUUUUGGGGACAUAGGCCUGAAAUCGGCCUGGAGAAGUAAAAGCAACAAAAUCAACAACAGCAAAAAAUCAACAAUAACCAAAGAAAAAACAAUAUAAAGAAAUUGUCAAGUGAGAAGAAAACAGGAAAUCGCAAGAAAUUCAGUCUUCUCCAUUCGCAGUCCGCGAUUCGUCCAGUAACCAGUGACCACUGAAAGUGACCAUGAUCUUGCGGAGAUCUCACCUUGCCGCCGGCCACCUGCCGCUCCUGCCAAUCCCCCUGCUCUGGAUGAUCCUCGCCCUCCUGCUGCCGGCCACCACCCCGCCCAUGUGUCACGGGAAGACCGUCGGACCCUCCGAUCCCCUCCAGGUGCAGCUCCAGCCGGAGCAGGGCCUGCCGGAGCCCAGGGCCUACAUGCCGGACGCCCAGCACCUCGACUUUGUCUACCACGACCACGAGGAGCUCACUAGGUUCUUGAGAGCCACAAGUGCCAGGUACCCCAACCUGACGGCCCUGUACUCCAUCGGCAAGUCCAUCCAGGGCAGGGACUUGUGGGUGAUGGUGGUCAGCUCGUCGCCCUACGAGCACAUGGUGGGCAAGCCGGAUGUGAAGUACGUGGGAAACAUCCACGGGAACGAGCCCGUGGGCCGGGAGAUGCUCCUCCACCUGAUCCAGUACUUCGUGACCAGCUAUAACUCCGAUCAGUAUGUGAAGUGGCUGCUGGACAACACAAGGAUUCACAUCCUGCCCACCAUGAAUCCAGAUGGCUAUGCGGUGUCCAAGGAAGGCACUUGCGAUGGCGGUCAGGGCAGGUACAAUGCCCGUGGCUUUGAUUUGAAUCGCAAUUUCCCGGACUAUUUCAAGCAAAACAAUAAACGCGGCCAGCCCGAAACGGAUGCGGUCAAGGAUUGGAUUUCCAAAAUCCAGUUUGUUCUGAGCGGCAGUCUCCAUGGAGGAGCUCUAGUGGCCAGUUAUCCCUACGACAACACACCCAACUCCAGGCUGCUCAAAGGGAUCUGCCGUUCGUCCGCCUUGUGCGCGAUGUUCCAGACGUACUCGGCGGCGCCCUCCCUGACCCCCGACGACGACGUCUUCAAGCACCUGUCAUUGGUCUAUGCCCGGAACCACGCCAAGAUGUCCCGGGGGGUGGCCUGCAAGUCGGCGACCCCGGCCUUCGAGAACGGCAUUACGAACGGAGCUGCCUGGUAUCCCCUGACCGGGGGAAUGCAGGACUACAACUACGUCUGGUAUGGCUGCAUGGAGAUCACCCUGGAGAUAUCCUGCUGCAAGUUCCCGCCCGCCUACGAACUCAAAAAGUACUGGGAGGAUAAUCAACUGUCUCUGAUCAAGUUCCUGGCUGAGGCACAUCGGGGAGUCCAAGGAUUCGUUUUUGAUCCUGCGGGUAUGCCCAUCGAAAGAGCGUCCAUUAAAAUCAAGGGUCGUGACGUGGGCUUCCAGACCACCAAGUACGGUGAGUUCUGGCGAAUUCUUCUGCCCGGAUAUUACAAAGUUGAGGUCUUCGCCGAAGGCUUCGCCCCUCGUGAGGUGGAAUUCGUGAUUGUGGAGCAACAUCCCACUCUGCUCAAUGUGACACUGCAACCCUCGAAGUACCUACUGGCAGCCUCUGGGGCCACCACUUCCGCCUCGAAGGCCUCACCUACUUCCACAUCCACUCAGACCACGACUUUGAAGCGCCGUGUCAACGACAAGCUGGAGUUGUCCACCGACUAGGGUGGAGGUCUCCAGAAGCUACAGACUGGAUGGAUGUCUUGUAAAUACAGAUAGAUGUGCUUUAGCAACUAAUCCCAAGGGAAUGCCACUCAAAAGUGUUGCUCUACUGGACGAAUGUAGAAAAGUUUUCCUCUAAAGUUGCAUAAUUUAAAGAUUAUUUGGAAAGGGUUUGGUUUUAACUCCAAUUUACUAUCCUGAAAAGCACAAAAAGCUAACUAGAACUACUUUAUAAUUUUAUCUGCUCUUUUUGUAUAUUAACCUACCUCACUUGUUAGUGGUUUAGUAAAGCUUGUUCUAUUUAAACUUAUAGACUGGAGUUGGAAGAAGUGUCGAAAUGGUAAUUGUAAGAUCUCUUCUUGUGAAUGGUGACCUUCUGUAGUUUAAGUGUUGCUUGUUAAUGGUAAAAUAUUAAUACUAAAACAAACAAAGAAAUCCACAAAAAAUCGGAAAACCUUAACCAAAAA
Messenger RNA from Drosophila ananassae, 2282 nucleotides. Its product is annotated as carboxypeptidase D. The record is from RefSeq and is a predicted model, not a curated record. Gene Ontology annotation, molecular function: zinc ion binding; metallocarboxypeptidase activity. Gene Ontology annotation, biological process: proteolysis. The transcript has 10 exons. The coding region runs from base 310 to 1818 and encodes 502 amino acids. Lineage: Eukaryota; Metazoa; Arthropoda; Insecta; Diptera; Drosophilidae. Gene Ontology annotation, cellular component: cell surface.